GUUUCCUACUUUGAGAUCUAUUUGGACAAAAUCAGGGACCUGCUUGAUGUGUCCAAGACAAACCUUGCUGUACAUGAAGAUAAAAACAGAGUCCCCUAUGUUAAGGGCUGCACAGAGAGGUUUGUGUCCAGCCCUGAGGAAGUUCUGGACGUCAUCGACGAGGGGAAGGCCAACAGGCACGUGGCUGUGACAAACAUGAACGAGCACAGCUCGAGGAGCCACAGCAUCUUCCUCAUCAACAUCAAGCAGGAGAACGUGGAAACGGAGAAGAAGCUCAGUGGGAAGCUCUACCUGGUGGACUUGGCUGGCAGUGAGAAGGUCAGCAAAACUGGAGCAGAGGGGGCAGUUCUGGAUGAAGCUAAAAAUAUCAAUAAGUCUUUGUCUGCUCUGGGCAAUGUGAUCUCGGCCCUGGCAGAGGGAACUGUAAGUAAUCCUGGCUGGGGGUGCCUGCUAAGGAAGGCAGGAGCCUCCCCUGAAAUNCCUUGUGAUAACACGCCCAUCAUUGAUAACAUCACCCCCGUGGUCGCCAGCAUCUCCACGGAGGAGAAGCAGAAAUACGACGAGGAGAUCGCCAGUCUCUACAGGCAGCUGGAUGAUAAGGUGGGGAUGUUGGAUUCCAUGGGGGAGUGUGGAUUCCAGGUGGAAAUGUUGGAUUCCAGGGCCAAGACCAUCAAGAACACGGUGUCUGUGAACCUGGAGCUGACAGCAGAGGAGUGGAAGAAGAAGUACGAGAAGGAGAAGGACAAAAACAAGAGUUUGAAGAACGUCAUCCAGCACCUGGAGCUGGAGCUGAACAGGUGGAGGAAUGGAUGAUGAAAUCAACCAGCAGAGCCAGUUGGCUGAAAAAUUAAAGCAGCAAAUGUUGGAUCAAGAGGAGCUCUUGGCCUCCACCAGGAGGGAUUAUGAGAAGAUCCAGGAGGAGCUGACCCGGCUGCAGAUCGAGAAUGAGGCGGCCAAGGAUGAGGUGAAGGAGGUGCUCCAAGCCCUGGAGGAGCUGGCCGUCAACUACGACCAGAAAUCCCAGGAGGUGGAGGACAAAACCAGGACCAACGAGCAGCUGGCAGAUGAGCUGGCACAGAAAAGUAGCGCCCUGACGGCCACGCAGAGGGAGCUGGGCCAGCUGCAGGAGCUCAGCAACCACCAGAAGAAGAGAGCCACAGAAAUCCUGAACCUGCUGCUGAAGGACCUGGGCGAGAUCGGGGGAAUCAUCGGCACCAACGACGUCAAAACCUUGGCAGAUGUGAACGGGGUCAUCGAGGAGGAGUUCACCAUGGCCAGGCUGUACAUCAGCAAGAUGAAGUCGGAGGUGAAGUCGCUGGUGAACAGGAGCAAGCAGCUGGAGAGCGCCCAGAUGGACUCCAACAGGAAGAUGAACGCCAGCGAGAGGGAGCUGGCGGCCUGCCAGCUCCUCAUCUCCCAGCACGAGGCCAAGAUCAAAUCCCUGACAGACUACAUGCAGAACAUGGAGCAGAAGAGGAGGCAGCUGGAGGAGUCCCAGGACUCCCUCAACGAGGAGCUGGCCAAGUUACGCGCUCAAGAAAAAAUGCACGAAGUCAGCUUCAAGGACAAGGAGAAGGAGCACCUGACACGACUCCAGGAUGCAGAGGAGAUGAAGAAGGCGCUGGAGCAGCAGAUGGAGAGCCACAGGGAAGCCCACCAGAAGCAGCUGUCCAGGCUGAGGGAUGAGAUCGAAGAGAAGCAGAAAAUAAUCGAUGAAAUCAGGGACAUGAACCAGAAGCUGCAGCUGGAACAGGAGAAGCUGAGUGCUGAUUAUGAUAAAUUAAAAAUUGAGGACCAGGAAAGAGAAAUGAAACUGGAAAAGCUCAUACUCCUUAAUGAUAAAAGGGAACAAGCAAGAGAAGACCUUAAAGGGCUGGAGGAAACAGUGGCAAGGGAGCUUCAGACUCUUCACAAUCUGCGCAAGCUGUUUGUCCAGGAUCUUACCACCCGUGUUAAAAAAAGUGUUGAACUGGAUAGUGAUGAUGGAGGUGGAAGCGUUGCGCAGAAGCAGAAAAUUUCCUUUCUUGAGAACAACCUGGAACAACUUACAAAGGUUCACAAACAGCUGGUACGUGAUAAUGCAGAUCUUCGUUGCGAGCUUCCUAAGCUGGAGAAACGCCUUCGAGCUACGGCAGAGAGAGUUAAGGCCCUGGAGAGUGCACUGAAGGAGGCCAAGGAGAACGCCAUGCGCGACCGCAAGCGCUACCAGCAGGAGGUGGAUCGCAUUAAGGAGGCCGUGAGAGCCAAAAACAUGGCCCGGAGAGCACACUCUGCCCAAAUUGCCAAGCCCAUCCGCCCUGGUCACUACCCAGCGUCUUCUCCGACGGCCGUCCACACCAUCCGAGGGGGAGGCAUGUCCAACUCCAGCUACUACCACAACACCAAAUAAACGAGAGGUCAGUUCCACUUAGCAUGUUAAGGACUGUCAUUAAGUCACAUUAGUUUCUUUUUUGCCCCUCUCCGACCCGGCCCACGUCCUGUCCAUCGUGCGCUCCCCACGGCGACGCCCCGCUGCAGGUACUCCGAGCUUCGUAGGAUCUCCACGUGUGCAGAAGUGUCCAGCUCAGCUCCUCCAGAUCCCUGUCUGGAACAUCCCCACCUCAGCAAGGAUGAGAGGGAGUCUGCCACUCCGAAUUCCACGACCCCUUGGGCGCUGCUUAGGUUGGGGCUUCUCCACUCAGAGCGAUGAUUUUUUAAUUUUUCUUUCCUCCGAGUCCUCCCGUUGGCAUCGGUAAUUCCCGACUUCUGGCAUCAAGGAAUUAAUUAUUCAAUGACCAAGUGCCAUCAAAGGCAGGUGAUUGUGCUCUGUCAUGACUGAUUUCCUGUAUAAUAUACAUAUUGUUUUAUAUUUUUAGGGGAUGAAAAUGUGCUGCUAUGUGGUUUAAUUUUACUGCUUAACAUUUUCAGAAGGAAAUUUCCCCAAAGAACCAUUUGUAAUAUCCUGAUUUAAAGGAAAAAAAAAAAAAAAAUCUUUGGACUGUAUAAAAUAACCUUUAUUGCAGUACCUGGUAAAGAACAAACGGGAUGCAGAGAAAUCUGUUAGUAUAGACGUAGGAUUUGAAGUUUGGUAGUUCCAUGAAUUUAUCUGUGUGACCUGUUUGGAAAUUAAGCUCCUAUUCCCUUGUAGUUCUCCCUACAGUGGUGGGUUUUCCUGGAGUGGCAUGGCUCAGCCACGUGUUUGUAAGAGUUGCUCCCUAGGAAUUUUUGAAGGAUUUCAGAAUGCUGUGGAAAUCUUGCCUUGGAAAAGCUGACGAGCAUCUCCCCCCUCCCUCCCUCCCCCUUUCCCCAGACAAGCCCUGAUCUGUUCUCACCGGAAUUCAGAUCCCGGAGGGUACAGUCCCCUACCAGAACAAAGGAAAAUAAAAUCCCCCAAACCCUUCCUUAAAAAAAAAAUCCUAAAGGAGGUGAGAGUUGUACACUCCAGCAGAACAAAUCUGGGAAUUUUUUUGCUGGGAUGUGAGGAGCACAUUUCCACGGGAAGGGAAUGUCUUUUUAAUCCGCUGCAUCCUCUCAUCCUGUGCAAGGUCCAGAGGGAAGGAAAAGCAAAUUUCCAUCUUCCCAGCAAGGGGGCACUGGAAUUGCUCUGGGAAGGUUCUGCUGGCAGGCAGAAGGUGCUGCUCCUCCUCCUCCUCCUCCUCCUCCUCUUCCUCAUCUCCUGGGGCAGGUGGGACUCCAGGAAGCCGGGAUUCCAGGAAGCUGGAAUUCCAGGAAGGCUCCAGCCGAGCGUAGCCCUCUGGUCUUCUUUUGCAGACGUUUGCUCUUCUUUCAUUUGAGAUUGAUUGGGAUUUUUUUUUUUUUUUUAAAUUUCUGAACGUGUAGGUGUAGAACUCUUCAGUUCCGUAGAGCGUUUUGGAAGAUUGUGAGUUGACUUUAGAUAUUUUUUUCUACUGAAAUUAGGGUGUUGCAAAGUAAGUUGAACUUAAUUUAACUGUUUUUUGGGUUUUGUUUGUUUUUUUUUUUUUUAAUGUUGCACUAUUUUGGGGAAGCAUUUUGCUAAACAUAUUUAAUGAAGUUGCAGAUUUGCAUGUAUUUAAUUUAUUUUGUAUUUUCCAAAGUUUUAUAUUUUCUUUCGUUACGUGCAUGUGCACUGCCAGAAGAAUGAACUGUGAACUUGCCAUAUGCAAUCUUUAAUAAAAUCACUAACUCAGAACUACUCUGUGCUAUCUUA
This is a messenger RNA of Zonotrichia albicollis (white-throated sparrow), 4168 nucleotides long. NCBI's taxonomy places the organism in Eukaryota, Metazoa, Chordata, Aves, Passeriformes, Passerellidae. The record is from RefSeq and is a predicted model, not a curated record.